CAGCUCCGAGCAACAUGGCCGCCAGUUCGUUUGUGUCAGAAUUGAAGUUCAGCGAGAGAGGGCAGUAAAUACAGAAAAUUUUAUGUGUCAGAAGCUGCUGUCCGCUCCAGCAGCUGCCGGGAAUCCGAACCGAACAUCGUUGGGCGCGUUGCUCCGGUCGCGGCCCGGUGGCCUUUCGUGAAUCGUAAAAAAAAGACCAUCUUCGGAAGUUCGAUCUUUUUUCCGCCGCGCCGUGAGUGACAACAGUGCAAAACACACGAAUACAUAAUCGUCCGUCAGUGACUGGCAGCGCGGCCAUGUUUGAGUACGGUUUUUGAAGUAGCGGAACGACGUUUUUCCGCAGUUCGCCUCGAAAGUGACACAAUUUUGACAUCUGCAGAAAUCCAAAACGUCGUCGAAACCCCCGACGGCCAAACAAAGGAGCCCAUAUUUUGACGGCCUGCUUGGAUUAGCCCCGCGGCCUGGGCAUUUGGUGGCCAAAUUCGGCCAUUCGGAAGUGCGUUGGUUAUUUUUCUUUUCCUGCCCUGCCAAAUUUACGGAACUCUACGCAACUGUACUGCUUGGCUAUGAGCUAUAUCGGGGCUGGGCGGAAUUAAAAGGAGGAGCAGCGUAACAUUCACCAGCGCAAUUUUGGCGCAGGAUUAAUAUGAAGAAAAUAGUGCAACCCGUACGAAAGGUUUACGGUACCACUACGACAGCGACCAUUCAACAUCAUCAACAGCAGCAGCAACAGCACCAUCAACAACAACAACAGCAACAAACCACAAUGCAGAUGAACGCAGUGCGUAAAAUCAACAGCCUUCUGCAAAGCGGUGCCGUCAGCGUAACGGGAAUUCCCGGCAAUCAACCGAGGAUGAUCCAGAAGAAGCCCAUCAAUAAUCAGACGAGCGUAUCGAUCACGACAACAAACAGCUACGUUUCGAAGCAGCAGAAAUGCUACGUUUGUGGAGAUAAUGCCGGAAUCAACGCCACACUGUUGACCGAAGCAUCAACCACCACCUCCCAAACCGAAUUUACGUCAAAGAUUGCGAAAAUUGUGGGCGAGGGCUAUAUGGUCAUCAUCGGAACAGACGAUGUCGUAUGCAGGAGGUGUAUCACUCUGUUCAAUCAGAUGGACAAACUCGAAACAGAUCUGGAGCACGUACGGCAUACGCUAACGAACUAUAUCCACAGAAAGUAUAACAUCCUGGACGAUGAUCCUGGAAUAACGCCACCGCCAGCCAAGAUUCAGAAACUUGGAAACACAAGUACAACUUUGUCCCAGUACAGUAUAAAGUCAAUGAAUGACUCCGGACAGGACGUGAGUGAGCUGUCACGGAAAACGAACACAUCCGGUAUGACGGAUAUUAACAACAGCUCGUUGGAUAUUGAAAAUCAACUGACCAACAUGUUUGAAAAGCCACAGCAACAGAUUGUAACACAACAGUUGCAACCUCACCAGCAGCAUAUGCAGACGAUAAACAAUGGAGCCAAUAUAGUCAGUAGUACGGCUCAACCGGUGCAGACGACCACGAUCCGACGAAAUCCGAUCAAAAUGUACAAGUGCAUGUCCUGCGAUUUCAAGACGCAGGAUCUUACUCAAUUCCAGCCUCACUACGAACAGUGCAAAGCCAACACUAGCCAGCAGCUAGCGACACCAACUGCAACUGCAACAACCACCACUUCAUCAGCGUAUCGAUGCAAACUGUGCAAGAAGAUCUUUGCUUCCGUUGCUCUUCUGAAGCAGCACAAUGCACAGGAACAUCAGCAUCCUGCUCAACAACAUUCGACCGAAAUCAAAAUAAUAGACCAACAAGGUCCCGGAACGACGAUUACUCAACUGUAUGCCUGCAACAUGUGCACAUACAAAACCCCCGACAAACAGAACUAUGAUGAUCACCUUCGGAAGCACAUCAAACUAAAGCCAUUCAAAUGUCGCGUCUGCUUGAUGCGAUUCGAAACGCGUGAACAAGCCUCCAUACAUGCGAAGAAUCAUCAACCGGACUACUUCAAGUGUGGCAUAUGUAACGUUACGUUUAAUAAGCGUGAACUUCUGAUGAAACAUUUAGAAACGCACGAAAACGUUAAGAAGCAUCCGACGGUUCAGAAACACACGACGAUCGCAACGGUGCCUCAGCAUCAACCUCAGCAGCAGGUGCAACAACAACAGCAAAUAAUACACCAGCAGCCUCCACAGCCGCAGAUCCACAUCAAGAGUGAAGUUCCGGUCGUCAACCAGGUAGCGGACUCGUCAACGCAGAAACUGUUGCAGGCCACGAUAGAUGAAGCGCUUCGAGACACCAUAGGGGAAACGAUCGAUGCCAAAUCGAUUCAAUUCCACUCGUGUAAUACCUGCUCCCUGACAUUCCUCAACGAGAAGCUUUACAGUCAACACAUGAAGAUGCACACUGGUCCGGGUGGCGGGGCCACUCAGGCACCGAUUACCAGUAGUCAGACGAUCGGCGGAACCAACGUUACAACCAGUAAAAAGAUGGUCAGUCAGCAUGCGGCUGCGCUCAACAAUGGUGGUGGUCAAGAGCUGCACGGCAAAUUGCUAGCGCCGGGCUCGACUUCGGCAUCCGGUGGGCUCACCACCAGCCAUAGCAACACGAUCUCCGAUGGCGACCUCGAAAGUAUAUUCGAGAAAAUUCACUCGGACAAGAACGACAUCAACACCGGCGAUAAUCUGGUCAUCACUAGCCAGGACAAUGCUAGCGGUAACAUCACGUACAGCAUAACGCUGGCGCAGCAGGGACAGGGCGGGGCGCCUGCUCCCGGGCAGACCACUUCGUACGUACAGCAGCAGUCGGCCGAUGGAAUCGACAGCAAGAUGGUGGUGCAGAACCAAUUGCAACAGCAAGCAUCCGUCGGUAUUGACAUGCCAACGCUCGAUCAAGGUGACGAUCAGCACCAUCAACAGCAGCAGCAACAGCAACAAGCGAAUCAAUCCCAGCCCAAGCAGGAGCAGAUGAAUAUGCCAGUUAGUAUGCCGAGUUUAGACGAUGAUGGUGACCAGUCGCAAAACAGUCAAAACUCCAAUGCUGAAGGUGUUCCCAUGGAGCUGGAAGGUAUGCAGGAUGCCGAUGGUCAGCAGAUUAAGUUUAUCCUGAACGAAAACGGUCAGCUGCUUCAGCUGGAUAACCACAUACUGACCACGGAUGCCGAAGGUAAUCAAAUUCUGGUCCAAGGCACGGAUAGUGAGCAAAUCCAGCAGCUGCUCCAAAGUGUGGGAGUUGUGAUGCAAGGAGGUGAAGGUUUGGGUGAUGGCGAAACCCUACAAAUGAUAAGUGGCGAUGGACAGACCGGGCAGAUGAUUCUAGUGCAGGGAGCUGACGGCCAGGAACAGUUGAUUGAUGCUUCUCUGUUGAACGCGGACGGAAAUAUCGUUAUCCAGCAAUCUCAAGAAGGUGAACUGAACGCCGAAGGAACGCAUAUAACUACCCAGGACGGGCUGCAAAUUCCAGUGUCAGUGGCGUUUGCAACCUCCGGCGAAGUGGACCAGGAAGGAAAUCUAACGGUAAUGGCCGGAGGCGAAGGCGGCGAUCAACAGAUACAGCUACACCUUCAACAACAUGCUGGCGAAGGCGACGAAGGACAGCAACAUAUCGAAGACGCCGAAGGACAGCAGGCCAUCCUAACUGAAAGUGGCCACAUAAUACUUCAAGCACAGGAUCAGGUUGGCGAGCAGCAUCAGAAGCAGCAGGAUGGUUCCGAUGAAAGCAGUCAACAUGCGACGGUCAGUGCAGGCGUGACGGGAAGUACCACCACUGGAAGUACAUCCACCGGGAAUGGAACCAGUGCAACAACAACGACCUCCAAUCCCCCCGAGCAAGAAUUGUUUAAUUUCGACGAACUCAUUCAACCGCAAGUGGUGAUCAAGCAACAGCCAGCUUAGAAGACGGUAGCUGCAGACGGUACCCUCCGUGCUGAACACGCUAAAGACAUUCGGACUUCGGUAUAACUCGCAGCGGUUAUCCGGAAACAAAGCCUAACAACAUCUUUCAAAGAUUAGUGUAAAGUUUAGUGUUAUACUAACGUUUGCUCUAUUGGAGAUUGCACUAAGCCUGCAGUCUAGUAAGUAUGCGUACGGUUCCAAGUUGUGUAAAAUUGUACAUACAAGGGAAGGUUCAUUCUAAUAAUGGAUCUGCAUAAACUGUAAAUAUUUAUAGCCUCCAGUUGCUGGAAAUGAAACCAAUUAAGAAUGAAUACUAAGUUAGUGAUAAAGUCCUCAUGAUUCGUUUAUUACAUUUCUAUUUUAACAAUCAAUAAUUGAUUUUGCGUUUGGUACCCAAUAUCCAUCAAGACAGAUCCUGAACGCGUUAGAAACGUUCUCCACUUAGUUUAAGCAGACAGUAUAAUUUUCGGUCUACGAAACACAAUUCUUUUUAUAUUCAGAAAUCUUAAUUUGAAAUAUUUUUCUUUUUAGCACACGCGAAAAACUGGACUAUAUAAUAAAUAACUAAUAAGUAAUACGUGUUAAGGCUCAUCAUUGGAAGUGCUGCACUUACUGCACCACUAAUGCUAUUUUAAAUAUUUGAUUUUGUUCUCAAACCUACACUAUAAUAUAUUCCCAUUAUUUCAAGAGAUGGAUCGAGAAAAAAAGAAUAAAAAAUGGAAGAUCUAGAAAUAAACGUUGAAUUGAAGUGGUAGAUUUGCAAAAUAUUUUCUACACGUCACAUA
Aedes aegypti (yellow fever mosquito) is the source of this 4659-nucleotide messenger RNA. RefSeq names its product zinc finger protein 236. Lineage: Eukaryota; Metazoa; Arthropoda; Insecta; Diptera; Culicidae. Gene Ontology annotation, biological process: regulation of transcription by RNA polymerase II. The transcript is spliced from 4 exons. The record is from RefSeq and is a predicted model, not a curated record. Bases 647 to 3874 code for a protein of 1075 amino acids. Gene Ontology annotation, cellular component: nucleus. Gene Ontology annotation, molecular function: DNA-binding transcription factor activity, RNA polymerase II-specific; RNA polymerase II transcription regulatory region sequence-specific DNA binding.